AUAAAGCACGGGUUUCUUAGCAAGCGAAAGCAUUAAGCUGUUUUACGGACUAUCUAUUUCAUAGUCCAUAAAAUUCUAUUUCUCAUCACCAAAUGACGCCGUUGGCUUUGGCUGCUUUUACAUUGCUUUCGCUGGCUGCUGGCCAGAGCAAUUUCAACGAGCAGAUUGCGGGAGGAAUGGGUUCUGGUUUCGAACAGAAACAACGAGGACCGAAUGCUGGCCCAUUUGUAACAACAACUACCGUGACGACUGUUCUCGAUUUUGGUCCUGCAAGCUCUAGGAUGUCAAGAUCUCAUGGCACUGAAUGGAACCAUCAUUUUGGCGAUAGAAAAUCGUACAAAAAUUUUGCCCAACGAGAUAUCGAUGUGAUUUUAAAUACUUGGGACAUCUUAAAGAGACGUGGUAAUUUUGCUCCAAAACUAUUUUUGAGAUAUUUUAAAGCAAAACCCGAAUCUCAAAAAUUGUUCCCGAGCUUUGCCAACGUUCCUCUUUCAGAACUUCCUGCCAAUCGUGAUUUUCUGAACGCGGCCUACAGCUGCAUUAAUAGUCUCAAUUUUCUCAUUCCAUACCUGAAAUACGAUCACCCCGAACGUUGCCCUAACUUUCCCCGGCAUUUGAAGAACAAGUACAACAAUGUUGAUAUUAAGAAAUUUGGAUCUAUUUGGAUGACGGCCAUACAAGAAGAGAUGGGCAACGCUUUCACUGAUGAAGUUCGUGACGUGUGGAAGAAGUCUGUCAUGGCAGUGAUUGACUUUGUCUCCAAAUAAAUGAUUUGCAAGCCUA
Molecule: messenger RNA, 783 nt
Organism: Daphnia carinata
Lineage: Eukaryota; Metazoa; Arthropoda; Branchiopoda; Diplostraca; Daphniidae
Exons: 4
Coding region: 93-767 (224 amino acids)
Molecular function (GO): heme binding; oxygen binding
Source: RefSeq, a predicted model, not a curated record